AUGGUUGGAGCAACGACGGUCGUGCCUCCGACCAACGAAACUGGAGUGUGUGAAGAGACCAUCUGCUCGAAGUUGGAGUAUUACGAUAAGCUGAAGCAAAAGUGUCGUGACUUUCCCGGUGGAGGGUUUCUUGUCAUUAUGGAUCAUUCCACUAAAUGUGCCAACGGAGACAGUGGUUUGCACACUUUUAGCCGGCGAGACUUUUACUACGUAUGCCACCCGGAUGGGGUAAUGAUCGGGGUCUGCCCGGACAAUACGGUUUUCAGUGACACAGAAAAACGCUGCAUUGGGGAGACGCUGAAUCAACCGAACACGAUCAAGGUGCACGAUGAGUCACAGAACUGUAACAUCAUCGUGCCGGAUUGUAGCGGUGUGGGACUUUUCCCCAUACCUUCCAACUGUUCGUUCUACUUCAAAUGUCAGGAGUACAACUACAACUUCCACCAGUACGUCUAUCAAUGCCCGCCGGGGACGUUUUUCCAUCCUGAUCUACAAAAGUGCUCUUCCACGAAUAAGUGCUAUGAAGCUCAGGAGGAGAUCCUGCACAACUUCAGCAAAGAGUAUUUCCCCGAGUGUCUCAUUUAUGGUCAGUUCCGUACGGCGAAGGAUUGCACGCUGUACUAUCGCUGUGUUCCGAACAUUGACGGUUCCUUCUACCAGAUUCGCUACGAAUGUCCCUACAAGAUGAGCUACAACAUUGAGAAGGAACUUUGUGUCCCCGAACAUCUGCAGUGCUGCGAGUACAUUCCGCACGAAAGAAUAAUAGAGCAGUAUAAGGUGCAGCAUAGCAUUGACUCCACUACACUGCUCCCCCAACCGACGACUGUGAUCAGUGCAAUCAACACGAAGAUCACUUCCAGCAUUCCAAUGUACUACGACACGACACAACCACUCCCGUUGGACGAUGCUCUGUCGCUGGUUCGAGAGACAAGUGCAAGCUAUGCCACCACGACCACACAAGCAGUAUCAGAUGAGGACGCAGUGAUCAUGAAUGUGACUCCCGACUAUGAUGAUUAUGCGUAUGAAUUGGAUGACAAUGAUACUUCACAAGCACCUUAUGCUUCAGAAGAACCAGCAGAGCAGAUUUAUUCUACACCUGCUUAUAGUGAAGAGGCUCUAACUACCAUUGAAGAGUAUGCUCAUGAGUCGAGUAUAGAACCGGGAUCAUAUACUUCCGAUAGUGAUACUGCCCCAAUGUCAUCAGACAAGCCACGAUCAACGUCACAUCCCGGUUACGAUUUCUUGGAAUGGGACGAUGAUGCUUGGGACAUUCCCGACCGAGUUAGAGCUACUCAAACUCCACCAACGACGACUCUAUAUGAUGAAGAGAUAACGAACUACGAUGGAACUGAAUCGAAUGUUGAUGCGUACAGUACUGAAGGUAUCACUGACUCUCCUGACCAUUAUCCCACGAGUGAACCGUACGUGAAUCCGGCUUCAUUAGCCCCAUAUGAUGGAUUGGAAAGUGAAAUGCUUUCUUACGGCACAGGAGUGAAUCAAAAAGAGGAAAGCUCCUAUGUGACGACUUCUCCGGAGCUUGAGGAAACUGUGAGCGAAUAUUACACCAAUCAAAGCGCCACCGCAGAGCAAACAUACGAUUCACAAACAGAAGCAGCAGACAGGUAUACAGAAGAAGCAAUAUCUCCAAUGAAUACUGAGCCGGCUAUAGAAAUAAACUGCACCAAUGAUAAGGAUGGAGAAAUUGUGUGCAAUGGCCAGAAGCUAAGCGUAAACGGAUACCUGGAGCUGCUGGGAUAUGCUUUGCAGCUAACAAAGUGGCAAGACUUGCCGGAUGAGCCAACAACAGCGCUGAAACCGAAUUUAAAGUUUCAUCUGACGUUGGAGUAUCCUUGUAAUUAUAUAUUUAAGGCGCAAGCGAUUGAUUAUCGAACGUCCUAUAGCUAUGAGUUAACAUCUUCUGCAGCGACAGAACCAACAACGGAAGAAAUGAGAACAUCAAAUAAUGAAUAA
Molecule: messenger RNA, 1971 nt
Organism: Anopheles coluzzii
Lineage: Eukaryota; Metazoa; Arthropoda; Insecta; Diptera; Culicidae
Exons: 7
Coding region: 1-1971 (656 amino acids)
Cellular component (GO): extracellular region
Molecular function (GO): chitin binding
Source: RefSeq, a predicted model, not a curated record